GAUGACCGGAACCGGAAGUAUACACAGAAGAAAGCGGCUCGGUUCAGCAAGAAAUUCUGAUCGUUCGUUGAGCAAUUUUGCCUAGAUUAAUAUGUCUGGAACUGCCUCGGUUGCGGGGGAAGUGUUUGUUGAUGCCUUACCUUAUUUUGACCAAGGUUAUGAUGCUGCUGGUGUCAGAGAAGCUGCUGCAGCAUUAGUUGAGGAGGAGACCAGAAGAUACAGACCAACCAAGAACUACCUGAGCUACCUGCCUACGCCUGAUUUUUCUGCUUUUGAGACUGAAAUUAUGAAGAAUGAAUUCGAUCGCCUGGCAUCUCGGCAACCCAUGGAGCUCCUCAGCAUGAAGAGGUAUGAGCUGCCAGCACCGUCUGCAGGUCAGAAGAAUGAUAUCACAGCUUGGCAGGAGUGCGUGAAUAACUCUAUGGCCCAGCUAGAGCACCAGGCGGUUCGCAUCGAGAACCUGGAGCUCAUGUCGCAAUAUGGAACCAAUGCGUGGAAAGUCUACAACGAUAACCUAGCCUUCAUGAUCGAGAUGGCUCAAAAGGAACUUCAGAAAUUCAGGAAACAAAUUCAGGAUUUGAAUUGGCAACGUAAAAAUGACCAAUUAGCCGGAGGAGCCAAACUUCGAGAGCUGGAGUCAAACUGGGUGUCGCUGGUCAGCAAGAACUACGAGAUCGAGCGGGCCAUCGUGCAUCUCGAAAACGAAAUCGGUCAGCUCAAACAGCAGCAGGGGGAUGAGAACAAGGAGAACAUCAGGCAGGAUUUUUGACUUCAUCCUGGAAUUACCUACAAACUUAUUCCUUUUGUCAGACACGUACCACCCCCGCCCCCUUUUUUUUUUUUUUUAAAUAUAAACACAAUGACAAAAGCGAGGCAAACUGGAGGAAAGCCAACAUUUGGAAAGGUGAGUCUUUCAGAGCAGACCAAGGAGGGAAGUUAACGAUGCUGGAAAACGUUCUAUUUCAAGCUUUGAGUCGAUAUGAAUGAGGGAGGUCAACCUGAUUGAUUGUUUCCUGUCACAUUGCCUUUUACCAGCAGCUCUCGUCAUCAGCUCCUUUUUUAUGGGAUUUUAAUAAAGUCAAUGUUUAUUUCCUAAAUU
This is a messenger RNA of Phycodurus eques (leafy seadragon), 1099 nucleotides long. RefSeq names its product BCAS2 pre-mRNA processing factor (gene bcas2). Gene Ontology annotation, cellular component: Prp19 complex; precatalytic spliceosome; catalytic step 2 spliceosome. Gene Ontology annotation, biological process: mRNA processing. The transcript has 7 exons. The record is from RefSeq and is a predicted model, not a curated record. Lineage: Eukaryota; Metazoa; Chordata; Actinopteri; Syngnathiformes; Syngnathidae. The coding region runs from base 92 to 769 and encodes 225 amino acids.